Anolis carolinensis (green anole) is the source of this 3643-nucleotide messenger RNA. Its product is annotated as P2Y purinoceptor 2. Gene Ontology annotation, molecular function: G protein-coupled receptor activity. The transcript is spliced from 2 exons. The coding region runs from base 2500 to 3483 and encodes 327 amino acids. Gene Ontology annotation, cellular component: plasma membrane. Gene Ontology annotation, biological process: G protein-coupled receptor signaling pathway. Lineage: Eukaryota; Metazoa; Chordata; Lepidosauria; Squamata; Anolidae. The record is from RefSeq and is a predicted model, not a curated record.
CAUCCAGUGUGUCAGAGUUUUAUAUCAUUUCUUAAGUGAAAAUGGGUAAAUGAUUGUAAGGAUCAUGACCAAAUACUGUAUGGCCAGCAAUAAUCAAGCCACUUGCUAGAGAUGGAGAGACUGAGAUAAUAGAGACUGAGUACAUUGUGUUACUCGAGGUUGGAGGUUUGAGCUUGAGGUUGGAGCUUGUGGAGGCUGUUUGAACACUGAAUGCUGUGCUGGAGUUGCUGGAGCUGAUUUGUUCAAGUUGGAGUUGCCGGAGGUGUAUUGUUACUGCAACGUCUGAAAAACAAGACUGUGGCAUUUUAUCUGGAGAUAAGGACUUUAUUGUUUACAAGUCAUUGUGUAGAAGCAGCUGAAUAAUCCAAGGACUCUGCUGUAUUCGUAAAUACCUUUAUAUAAAUCUUUUCUUUGUUAAAGAGACAGUUUGUUUUGGGUAUUCUCCUUAACCGGAGUCAUGAUCUCCAAUCCUUGACAUCUCUGGUCAGCUGACAAGGAACAGAUGCCAGCCAUAAAACGGGCCAGCCAUAAAACCUCAAUGACCCUCUGGUAUGUGAGAGCCCCUAUAUAUGUGGGCCAAAGAGAAGGUUCUGGCAUUCGGUACAAUAAAAUCUGUUGGAAUCUACCAGCGUGUCUUGGUGCUUUUUUCCUUUGGAAGACUGACCCACAACACAACUGAGAGAAGAGAACCCAACAACCGGAGGGUAAAGCUUCCGAAGAAAGGGGGUUGCAAAUUAAGAAACCCCAAUUGACGGGCGCAACAUGGGUUAUGGGCCCAGCAGCCCAGCUGUCUAGGAGAAACCUGAAGAAGGACUCUAAAGCCCAGAACUCCUAAAGACAUAAACGGUCAAGUGUUUUGUUUGGUCAAAGAAAAGCUUGAAAAACAUGCCUCAAAGUGGGAGUGGUAGUUUGCCACUAGAAACUAAAUUCUUCAAACUACUCAUCAUGGGCAGUGAAAUUAAAGUAUUUUCUCAUUAGAGAAAAUUUGUGGGACGUUGUGGAAAAUCUUCCAGCAGAUGAACUUAGAAAUGAUGAGAAAUGUAAAGCAAAUAUUAUUCUCUCAGUUGAGGAUAAUCAACUCAUGUAUUUGAGAAAUGCUACAGCAAGAGACGGUUUGUGUUGGGUAUUCUCCUUAACCAGAGGGCAAAGCUUCUGAAGAAAGCGGGUUGAAAGUUUAGAACCCCAAUUGACAGGCGCAACACAGAGCGGACUAUGAACCCAAACAGUGAUGGAUCUGGACCAAACUUGGCACGCAUACCCGACAUGCCCAAAUUUGAAUCCUGGUGGGUUUUGAGGGGAUUUGGCCUGGACAUUUGGGAGUUGUAGGUCCUGGGAUUUAUCAAUGCAAUCAAUGAGCACUCUGAACUCCACCAAAGUUGGAAUUGGACCAAACUUGGCACACAGAGCCCCCAUGACCAGCACAAAAUACUGGAGGUCUUUGGGGAAAAAUCAUCUUGUAGUUACCACCUAUAUAUCAGAGUAAUUUAUGCAGCAGUAGUUGGAUGGAAUCAGUGGAACGCAGAACAAAGAGACACCCAGAGACGUUGGUAAAACUAUAUACAAAGUUUUACUGUACAAGACAAACAGGCUUGCAGACAAUGGACACAGGACUUGACUUCUCCGCAGACAGAACAGAACAGAACUGAUGCAAUCAGUAAUGCAUACACACUUGUGUCUGGACACUCUCCAGUUCCAGCCACACAUCAAGGUCAUCACAGCUUCUUAGCAAUUAAAUCUUUCCAGACUAUAGUACACUCUGGAUGAUGCAAUCAGUAUGCAAUACUGGAAAGACACAAAUUUCAUUUAAACACUAUCUAUACACAAACCCCACAUUAACACUAUAUCCAGAGAACACUGUAAGAGUUGUGCUGUAAGACAAUUACCUUCAAAGGGUCCUGGGUCAGGAGGAAAAUCAGGCAGAGAAACUCAGUCUUGUGAGAGAUGCAAAAAGCAAAGUUUAUUUUCAAAUAGCCAUGAGAAGGCUGCACAUACCCCAGAGGUAUGUAUCAUAUCUCUGUAUCAUGAAAAUGGCUGUUGCAACAUGUGCGUAGCAAACAAAGGAUUUUAUAUCUUGGCUUAUCUAGAAUUGACCAAUGGCUGAGGGUCUUCCUCACCUUCCACACCUACUUUGACACAAGUGAUACCAAUGACCUAACUUGUUUACUCUGAGCUUUCCUCUCUCCUUUCGAAGAAAUGAGCCCUGUGUUGCACAUACUACUUUGGUUCAUACAAAGUGCUUAUAUUGUCUAUAUAAAGGCUAUAUGAUAUACGCAGAGGCAAAACUAUAUAGGCAAUAGUUUACUACUUUCUGGCUUAUGGUUCCUUCAGUGUAAGUGCCUUUGUUUUAAAGUUAUUUCUGACUUUAAAAUAAACCUCCUAAAAGGAGGAAACGGGCAAUAAGGGAGGCCCGGAGAAGGGCAGAGGGAAGCAAGGAGGGACAUUGAGAAGGUCGGUGCUUAUAUAGAAAGCGAAAAUAAGACAGCUGCUGGGGCUCAUACCAUGAGCAUUGGCAACUCUUCUCCAACCGCAGAAGUUUCCUACCUUCGCCUGGCAAUGAGCAGCAACAGCACAGAGCAAUGCCAUCCUCCAGAGCUUCACCCGGCCAUCCCAGCAGUGUUGGCCAUCCUCUCAACCGGAGGCUUGGUCUUCAACGCCUUCAGUUUAUGGAUCUUCUGGUUCACCCUCAAGCGCUGGAGCUCCGGCGUCAUGCUCCAGUUCAACCUGGCCUUGGCCGACGCCAUCAUCCUCCCGGUCACCCCUCUGACGGUGGCCUACUUCAGUUUGGGCAACCACUGGCCCUUUGGCGAGUUCCUUUGCCAGUUCCAAGUCUUCUUACUCAGCACCCACCUCUACGGCAGCAUCUACUUCUUGAUGCUCAUCAGCGUCCACCGCUACCAAGCCACGGUCCACUAUAACGCCAGGUCGCUCUGGAAGAAGAAGUCCUUCUUGAAGAAGCUCGUCAUGGUCUUCUGGGUUCUCCUCUUCCUGCAAGGCUUCCCCGUCUUCUUCUCCCUCAAAACCUCCGUCAUCGACAGCAAGGUGAAGUGCCUCAGCAUCUACCAGUCGGAGCUCUCCGAACUCUACCUGGCCUACAGCAUUGUCCUGGGAACCCUCUGCUUCCUUCUCCCCUUCGGCGUCUCCUCGGCCUCCUACGUCAUGCUCGGCAUGGCCAUCGCUAACAUCAGCCAAGCCAACCUCCGAGGCCGGGUCAUGAAGGCCAAGUCCAUACAGAUGAUCACCAUCGCGUUGGUCAUUUUCGCCGUCUGCUUCACUCCGCUCCACAUUUGUGGCACCGUGGCAGCCAUAGCGGGGUAUUACAACCUGCCUUGCGAGAGUCUCCACAAUGUGGAGAUUGCCUAUUAUUUAUCCGUGGUCUUCACCAUGGUCAACUGUUGCCUGGAUCCGUUCCUCUACAAUGCCGCCAAUGAGAAGUUCCAUAAGUUCUUUUUCAAGUCGUUGGGAAAGCUGCUCUUCUCUAAGUGACAGGAUCAUCCUUGGAGAAAACAAGUUUAAGGAACCGAGGAUCCCAGGAGGUGUCACAAAAGCCAUGAAUGGCAUAGGAGGGUCCUGGCUUGGAGGAGGGUUGUUUCGCUUCCUGUCAUCACUUCUCGGAGGUUGUCUCCAAAAAUAUCCCCUGGAGAAG